Molecule: messenger RNA, 5385 nt
Organism: Mauremys mutica (yellowpond turtle)
Lineage: Eukaryota; Metazoa; Chordata; Testudines; Geoemydidae
Gene: WDR97
Product: WD repeat domain 97
Exons: 31
Coding region: 153-5147 (1664 amino acids)
Molecular function (GO): protein binding
Source: RefSeq, a predicted model, not a curated record
CCAGCACUGGGUGCGCCGGGUGCUCUCUGCCCGCCGGUGCAGGGUGGGUGGCAUUGGCCUUUCCUGGGGCCUGCAGCCUGGCAGGAGCCCUGUGGGUGGCCUGGCAGAGCCGCCUGCGGGGGGCCGAGGCACCGACGGCCUGACCUGAGGAGAUGCUGCUUCCAGCCAUGGCGGAGCAAUGGGAAUCGCAGGACAGUGGCUCAGCAGCCUCAACAGAGGCGGCCACCAGUCCCAGCACCAUGCAUCACCGGAGCUCCUUGCUGGAGGCGAGGGAGGAGACCCAGCUGACGAGCGCCCGCCGGCUCUGGGCCUUGCUCCGGGGGGGCAUCCGGGCCACUACGGAGAAGAUGAAGAAGGAAGAGCUGAAGCCUGCCCAGCUGACCCACGGCCUCCAGCACCUGCGUCACCUCAGCUUCCCGCAGCCCGUGCGCCACGUUGCCUACAACAGCAGCGCCAGCCUCUUGGUGGUCCUGGACGCGGAGAGCCGGCUGCACCUGCACAAGGAGGAUGGCUGGCUCAGCCACGGCACGCAGGCCCCGGAGCCCAUCAUGGGUUUGCUGUACGCCACCCAGGUCAACAAGUACGUGGCCUGGGACCAGGGCAGCCUGCAGGUGCUGGGCCCAGCCUUCGAGGUCCUCUCCAAGGUGCUGGCCCCGCAUGGCAUCCGUUGCUGCUGCUACAGCCCAGAGCUCAAUCAGGUGGUGACAGCUGGAGCGGGCAGCCUGUCCGUCUGGGCCUUCCGCUAUGGAUUCCGCCAGCUGCAGUGCCAGGCCACCGUGCAGCAGGGCCUGUCCCCUCGCGACACCUUCACCCGGCUGGCCCUGGACACCGGCGUCCCCCAGACAUGCUUUGCUGCCUGUGACACCGGGGUUGCUGCCUUCAACAUCUCCCAGGGGGAGCUACUGACCUUCCAGAGGGACCUUCACAACAGGGCCAUCACGGACAUCACCUAUUGCGAGGCGGGGGCGUGCGUAGUGACAGCCUCCCGCGACACCACCAUCAAGGUCUGGGACAAGAAGUGGCUGAUCCAGACAAUCUUCGUGGGACACACUGGGCCUGUGACUGCUGUGACCAUCUACCCCCAGGGGCCCCAUAUCCUCUCUGCCUCCCAGGAUGGCACCAUUCGCACCUGGAACCUGCAGACCAUUGACCAGGUGGACGAAGUGCAUGUGGCCGAGGUGGUGGAGCAGCUGCAGACGCACCCGGAGGGGGGGUACGUGGUCUCGCUGACCGGCUCCACCAUGGACCUUUGGAAGGUCAACCAGCUCUAUUCCCUGCAUACCCGGCUGGGUGCUGCCGUGACGCGCCUCUGUACCGUCGACCUGAGCGCCGUGGGCAGCUUCCCGGUGCGGGCUGUGUGCGUGUGCCAGGACUCCACCGUGCGGCUCGUGGCCGCGCACACCGGCCGCCUCCUCUCCACGCUGCUGCUGGAGAGGCCCUGCCAGGCCGUGGAGGUGGCCUACUGUCUGCCCAAGGAGACCCUGUUCGUGCUGCUGGAGCUGGGCCAGCUCCUGAGGGUGAACACCGCCGUCAACCCCAUGAGCGUCAAGAAGAUGGUGGCGCCCUGGAGCGAGUCGGCACGGCCCUGCUGCCUGCUCCUCUACAGCCACCUCGUGGACCCCGAGAAGGCCUAUGCCCAGUGGCAGGAGAUCGUGGAGCAGAAAGGGGACAAGAAGGCCUGGGCACAGCUCCCGCUAAAGCUGCAGGACAAAAACAGGUACCUGCUAGUGCUGGGGCAGGAGGACGGCUCGCUCUGCGUGCUCCAGUGGUUCACCGGGCGUGUUCAGUACCAGGUGGAGGCUCAUGGCUCGGAGCGGGUGACCGCACUGGCUGCCUACCCCCUGGACACCUGGAUCAUCUCAGCUGGUGGCGAUCGCACGGUGAAAGUCUGGCGCAUCUUCCCCUACAUUGACGAGUGCCUGACCCUGCUGCUGAGCUUCUCCUGCCAGCAUCCCGUGCUGCACAUGUGCCCGCUGGGCUCCACGCUGGGCGCCGCCAUCCAGGACCCCGAGAGCGCCACCUACAGCAUCGUCCAGUACGACCUGCUGACCCAGAGCUGCCAGGAGCACGGCCCCGAGGACGACCCGCUGGACGAGAUCAUGGGCCUGUGCUGCUGUCCCACGCUGAAGCUCUUUGCGUCGGCCAGCAGGGAUGGGUCGGUGAAGGUCUGGAACGCCCAAAACCAGCUACUCAGGCACCUCAAGCUGAACACGAUCCCGGAGAGCCUGGCCUUUGGGAACGAGCGCGGGGACCUGCUGCUGGGCGUGGAGCAGCACCUGCACCGCAUACACCACAGCAAGUACCUGCCCAGGCCGUAUCUCACCAAGCUGCUGUGCAUGAGCCUCCCAGACCCUGUGCAGGACUCGCCUUUCCCCCUCAGCGACAGCCCCCUGCGGCCCCUCAGCAAGGACGCCAGGCGACGGUUACUCCUGGAGCCUCGUUCCCUCUCUGUCAAGCUGUGCGUGCCGCUGCUCCGCUGGAAGCCCAAGAAGGACGAGGACCUGUCUUGGGCGCGCCGGGAGAAGGAGGAGGCCUGUGCCCAGCUGGCCGCGAGGGACCAGGAUCUGCUCCUCAUUCAGCAGGGGAAGCUCUCCGCUGCCAGGAAGCCCAAGCUGAACAAGAAGCUGCAGGACGAGGCCUUUGAACGUUACAUGCAUCUCAUCUACAGGCAGCCACCAAAGAUCCAGAUCCCCCACAACGAUUCCUUUGAUGCAGACAUGGUUCUGGAGGCCUGUCUCCUUGGCCCACUGGUACCGAACCUCUACGGCCCGGCUGCGUCUCACAUGUUCCUAGGGGCGUUCCCCGACAGUGCUGAGGAGAACGCGGAACGGCCGAUGCUCGAGGCUCCCGUGGCAGAUGGGGUUUGCCGAGAGGACGCCCUGGAGCCUCGCGCAGGCCGGGGCUCACGUUUAGCGCUUCCAACCCCCAGUGCUUCUAAAGGGCUGGAAGACUCCCUGCGCCGUGCCUCGCUGGCAAGGAUCCGGAGUCAGAUAUCCCAGGCUCCCGUGGCAGAUGGGGUUUGCCGAGAGGACGCCCUGGAGCCUCGCGCAGGCCGGGGCUCACGUUUAGCGCUUCCAACCCCCAGUGCUUCUAAAGGGCUGGAAGACUCCCUGCGCCGUGCCUCGCUGGCAAGGAUCCGGAGUCAGAUAUCCCAGGCUCCCGUGGCAGAUGGGGUUUGCCGAGAGGACGCCCUGGAGCCUCGCGCAGGCCGGGGCUCACGUUUAGCGCUUCCAACCCCCAGUGCUUCUAAAGGGCUGGAAGACUCCCUGCGCCGCGCCUCGCUGGCAAGGAUCCGGAGUCAGAUAUCCCAGGCUCCCGUGGCAGAUGGGGUUUGCCGAGAGGACGCCCUGGAGCCUCGCGCAGGCCGGGGCUCACGUUUAGCGCUUCCAACACCCAGUGCUUCUAAAGGGCUGGAAGACUCCCUGCGCCGCGCCUCGCUGGCAAGGAUCCGGAGUCAGAUAUCCCAGGCUCGCCAGGAGGCCGCAGCAGCCAGUGAGAUCCACCACCCCGGCAGCCAGAGCCGGUCGCCUUCGCUGCAGAUCACCAGAGUCAACGGCCAUGGCCCCUCCACGUCUCAGGUCAGCAGUCAGAUGUCCAAGGGGUCGUCCCAUCUCCACGUCCGCAGGCUGUCAUCUGGCUUCCUGCCCAAUUCGGUGGUGGUGCAGCAGUUCCGGAGCCAGGAUGACAUCGAGUCUGCGAGGGAAUCGCUGUUGGCCAUGUGGCUGGAAGUGCAGCAGGGUCAGGCCGGGAGGGCAGGCCCCGAGCGCGGCGAGGAGCUGCAUGGCGUCGAGGAGGAAGAGGACGAGGUGGCCAGGACAGCGGCGAUUCUAGAGAAGAUAUCCAGCCUUUCCCUGCCUGGCCCCAAGUGGAAGGAGGAGUCUCUGGCAAGUGGGCCUGAAAGCGCAGGAGCCUCCAGGGCACAGCCUGUGCCGCUGUGCGCGCCUGUUACCGAGCCGGCGUCCCCGGAGCCUGCCUGGACCUCGAGCGUGACGAGUUUUUUCCUGACGCAGCCAGAUGAGUUUGAGCAGCCCCAGGCCUCUCCCUCGGGAGGCGAGAUCCCAUCCUUCGUCCUCCAGUUCGAGGACACAGAAUGGUUCAGGCAGAUCUACCCCGUCCUCAGCUCAAUGGAUUCCCUGCAGGGACUGAGCAUGAGCAGGUUUGUGCGCCAGCUCCUGGAGGCGCUGCUCACCGUGGAUGACGGUGCAAAGGCGGACAUAGUCCAAGCCAUCCUAACACUGCACGAGCAGGUCGGGGUGGAGAACGGCCAUGAGGUCUGCAAGGCCCUGCUCCUCAUCCUGAACCAGAGCGACCCGCCCAAACUGGAGGAAAAGACUCAGAAAAAGUUUGUCCUGACCUCCCUGAAUGCCCUCAUGGCCUUCUGCAGAGACAGCAAGGAGCUGCUGCUGGAGCUUAUGGCAUACUUCCUGCACAGUCCCGUCUCCAGCAGGGGGUCCAUUAAGGCUCUUUUCAUAGAGCUGGGCCUGGAGGAUCCGCACAACUAUUUCUACCAGGAGAUGGACUCUUGGGACCUUGCCAGGGAGACGCCUGUCACCAAGGCAGCGCUGAGGAGAACCUGCGCACAGUGGCUGGAAGGAGUGAUGCAGGAUUUCCAGGAUCACAAGAGCAGCACGUUGGAGCCGUUCCAGGCACGGGCGGGGAAAAGGCACUUCCCUGGCAGCAGCCCAAAGGCUAAGAAAGCUGCAGGGAGAAGCAAGGUUUUUCCAUCUGCUGGCAGCCCAGAGCCGCCAGUGGGGCCAAUAAACGCAAUAAACCAUUUCUGUAAAGUGCAAAUGAAGAGGGAUUUGGAGGAUCUGAAACAGCCAAAAUCUGCUGGAGCCCAGGAAACCAAGAACACAGUGAUGGCCUUGCCUUCCAUUGGGAGAAGCCAGGCCAUCUUGCGGCUCGGCGAGACCAACACUAUGGCGCGAAGGAGACCACCCCAACGUUUCUACCUUCCGCGGAUUUUUCCACUCCCUUUGUUGACGGGAUUUGUACAUGCUAUUAAAUUGCCAGUGCCAAGAAUCAACGUGAACCCAUUUCCACCUGAUUCUGACAUGCCAGCUUCACAAAAUACAUUCAUCUCCAUGCAUCAGAAAGUCCAGAAAUAUUUCAUCCCAAAGUUCUCACUUGCAGAUAGCUAUCCCUGAAGACAUGGCUAGCCAAGAUGGCUUUGCAUCGACCGGACUCCCAGACUUGAUAAUUAGCAGAGGUCAUUGAACACAGAAUGAUAAUGGGCUCUUCUAGGUCUGGCUGUGAGGAAACUAAAUAAACUAUAGUCUAUAUAUAUGGUAAAGAUGGGAGACCCAGCUGAGAGUUAUACACCAUCUGGAUGGAGCAAGCCCCACAAAACAAAACGCACUGGGGAAAUAAUAAAUGAAAUCAGAA